Hippoglossus stenolepis (Pacific halibut) is the source of this 1984-nucleotide messenger RNA. It is a transcript of the gene mpv17l2, whose product is annotated as MPV17 mitochondrial inner membrane protein like 2. Lineage: Eukaryota; Metazoa; Chordata; Actinopteri; Pleuronectiformes; Pleuronectidae. Bases 469 to 1116 code for a protein of 215 amino acids. Gene Ontology annotation, biological process: mitochondrial ribosome assembly. Gene Ontology annotation, cellular component: membrane; cytoplasm. The record is from RefSeq and is a predicted model, not a curated record. The transcript is spliced from 6 exons.
AAAUCGGUUUGGUGUGAAGUUUGUUUCACCUUCAGUCGCUGUUUACCUCGUGAAAACUGUGGUUAGAGUAAACUUCAGAUUAGUGGUAUUAGAGGUAACUGGUUAUGGUUGGGAUUAAGGUUGUAAUCUAGUUAAUCCCUGCUUGAAACGACUGGUUGUUGUUAAGGACAAAGUUAGCCUCAUCGUGAAGUGUUUGUUAAACUGACUUCUACCCAGCACCGGUACCCGGAAGUCUCAUGGUUGACACUGAUCAUCGAACAGUUGAAUGAGUAAAUUUUAAAGUAGAAAUCAGUAUGAAUGGUUGUGUCCGGUAGAAAAACGUGUCAUUAACCAGGUAGUUUCCGGCUCCACAGUCUGAGCAGGGCAGCGUUUAAACCCGGGCUCAGUUAUCCUGAAGGCUAACUAGCGGCUAACGUUAGCACCGGGAGCAGAAGCUGAUGACCGGACUCUCUCCACGGUCCAAACAUCAUGCUUCCCCGGGCGGGUAAAGAGUUUCUGGUGCGGAUACAGUUCUUCUGGCGGCCGUUGUUCCAGGGCCGGUACCUGCUGCUCACCAACACCGUGAGUGGAGGAACCAUGCUGGCACUGGGAGACAGUCUGCAGCAGAGCCGGGAGAUCCGCAGAGAGCCAAAAACAAUCAGAGACUGGAAGAGGACAGGUUCCAUGUUUGUGGUGGGCUGCUCCAUGGGUCCACUGCUGCACUACUGGUACUCCUGGUUGGACAGAUUCUAUGUGGGCAGAGCCAUGCACACAGUUGGCAAGAAGGUUCUAGUGGACCAGCUGAUCGCCUCACCAACAAUCGGGUUGUGGUAUUUCUUAGGUAUGGGCCUCACGGAGGGACACACUUUAUCCGAAGGAUGGGAGGAGUUCAGAGAGAAGUUCUGGGAAUUUUAUAAGAUGGACUGGUGUGUUUGGCCUGCCGCUCAGAUGAUCAACUUCUAUUUCCUCUCGCCCAAAUACCGUGUCCUGUACAUCAACGUGAUCACGUUAGGGUGGGACACCUACCUCUCCUACCUCAAACACAGAGAUGACAGUCAACACACUCACCUGACAUCAGACAGCGGCGCUGUGGAUUUACAGCAGGAAGCGUCCAAACCUCUGGAGGAGAAAACUUAGAAACGGCGUUCAUGCUCCGCUCUAAGGUCGUUCGUUCAAGGCAAAAGAAGGUUUUGGCUGUUUUUGGCUGUUUUUGGCCGUUAAAACUUCUUUUCCUCCUUUGCAAAAUGCUGUGAGCGUUGUGUGCAUCACAGUUUGGGAGACUCUGAUGGCCUUUUUCCUCCGACACGCCACUUCUCUCUUUAAACCGACCGUGUGUUUGUCUGGACUCAGCGGAGAUGUGGAUGCUGAAGAGUUUGAACACUUGAACUUGCUGAAGUAUUAAUGUGUCUCUGCUCAGUUUGUGUGUUUGUGUCCUAAUGAUGUGCACUCCUAUAGGAGCAGUCAGGGAUGAAAUGGCUCUUUCACUGCCCUAAACCAUUGCAGUCAAAUCUAACUCCCACUUGUUGAGAGUGGUUGUAGUGGGAAGCUCAUAAAUCCAGCAGAUGCUUCCAAAACCAGUAUCAUCUUUGUUGUGUUGUUACACACAAAGCUUCAAAGUGCCCGAAAUCAAUUCAAAGCAACUCCUUUUAUUAUAUAUUUGUAUUAUUAUGCUGUUUUUAAGUUUCUGGUUUGACAUGAAAUAAUAAUCAUUAUUUAUGUGGAGCAGCUAAUGACCAAUGACUUUAAUUUUAACAUGAUGUGCUUUACUGUGUAUCUCCAACAGCUAAUUUAUACAUGAAGAGAUGUUCCUGGUAAAGUGCUUGGUGGGUGUAUGUUUAAUUUUGUUGACAUUUAUAAUGCUGCUACUGUUUUCACGGAUUUGCUGUAAAUUUGACCUGUUAUUCGCCUCCUGUGUCUUUAGCGUACGAAUUAAGAAUUGUUUGAAAAAAUAUUUGAGGUGACUUGAAAUUGACCAAAUCAUAAUAUAAAAGAAAUUCAAAAGAAA